AUGGCCAACCGCACGGCGGUGAGGGGAUUCCUCCUGCUGGGAUUCUCGGAGGUCCGGGAGGUGCGGCCGGCCCAGGCCGCGCCGUUCCUCCCGGUCUACCCGGCGGGGAACCUCCUCGUCGUCGCCGUCCUCGACCGGCGCCUCCGCGCCCCCGUGUACUUCUUCCUCGGGCACCUGGCCCUCGUCGACCUCUGCCUCGUCUCCGUCACCGUCCCCAAAUCCGUCCUCGACUCCCUGACCGACAAGAGAUCCAUCUCCUUCCCGGGCUGUGUCGCGCAAGUCUUCUUGGUGGUUUUCUGUGCCGGCACCGACGUGGCCCCGCUCACCGUGACGUCCCACGACCGCUACGCGGCCAUCCGCCUCCCCCUGCGCUACGGGGUCAUCGUGGACCGAGGGGCCUGCGGGAAGACGGCCGCGGCCUCCUGGCUCAGCCGCCACCUUCUCCCUGCCCUUCUGCGGCUGGUAAAGCUCUCCGGUGUGAACGUCAGAGAACUAGGUGCCGUCAUCUUCACGGCCUCCUCGGGCUUAGGGUGUUCGGCCACCAUCGUGGUCCCGUACGCGCGCAUCUUCGGGGCCGUGCCGAGGAUGCCGGCCGCCGAGGGCCCCGAAGAUGCGCGCGUACGCGACCACGAUGGUGGCCGAACAACCCCCUCCUCUACGGCCUGA
Molecule: messenger RNA, 666 nt
Organism: Ornithorhynchus anatinus (platypus)
Lineage: Eukaryota; Metazoa; Chordata; Mammalia; Monotremata; Ornithorhynchidae
Product: olfactory receptor 14J1-like
Exons: 2
Coding region: 1-666 (221 amino acids)
Biological process (GO): G protein-coupled receptor signaling pathway
Cellular component (GO): membrane
Molecular function (GO): odorant binding; olfactory receptor activity; G protein-coupled receptor activity
Source: RefSeq, a predicted model, not a curated record